This is a messenger RNA of Oikopleura dioica, 1188 nucleotides long. NCBI's taxonomy places the organism in Eukaryota, Metazoa, Chordata, Appendicularia, Copelata, Oikopleuridae. The record is from the annotation of a GenBank genome assembly.
AUGAUCACUUCAAUCAGCAAUGACUUGCUCGACAUCAUCGUUGGCAUCAUCGCCAUCUCGUCCAACGCCGUUGUCAACAGUUUCACGAUGGAGUAUGAUGUCGCCGAAGAUCAGCAGAUUUUAAAUUUAAUAAGCUUCAAGAACUUGCAAAAACAUCGACAACCCGACUUUGAGUAUACAAAAAUGUGGAAAGAGUUUAAAAAUGCCGUCCACAAUAAUGAAGAGUACGACCUUCCAGACCAUUUUACAGUCGUUCCUGAAAAGGGAAAUCUUUUGGUUAUAAAAGCUUAUUGGACCGCUGGAGUGUGGACGUUCAUGAGCUUAGUGCAUCUUAUUCUCAGCCGCCUUUUCAAGGAUAAAUGGAAAGUGGACCUUCCCCUAGCCGUCUCAGCAGCGUUCUCGGUCUUCAAUAUAAUGGUUCAAGUUCAUCUCAACGGAUGGGCUCCGCGGGCGAUUUGGGAUGAGUGGGAACUUGGCGGCAAGAUCAACUCAUGGGACUCUGUGAUCGACUGGGAACACCGACGAUUCAACAGAUCUGUCGAAGCGCGUCUUCUGUACUUGAUCAUGUUCUUUACAAGUACAGUAGCUCUGGGCUGCUCUUAUUAUCGCAUUUUCCGCGUCCAAGAGGAAACCACGAAGUCUCGGGGGAGCGUGCCAAAGGCGGCGAUCCUGUUAGUAACAGCUGGAAUGACAUUAGCUACAGUCUCGAUAAGCAACAAUAGCGGAGCAUUGGUCGAGCAAUCCAAGGGAGCAACGAAUUAUAAAGAUUACGGGGUCGGCAUUAUGAGCGGUUGGUACACAAUAUUUGUCGUUGCGUGGACACUUCCGACAAUUCAGAAUCCGGCUUUAGGAAAGCUGACACUGCGGAUUAUCAUGUCUGGCAUCGGAAUGGGCGUUGUCCAGGGUGCUGUUUCUAUUCGAAUUUUGUCAAAAGCGGACAUUUCAAAGCCAGCCGAAUGCAUCAACUUCAGCCUGAUCACAACCGCGCUGGCCACAAUGGUGGUGCACGGCUGCACCCUCAAGUACAUCGCCAACGCGAAGGUGACCCACGCCGAUAUUGGCCUGAAGAAGCGACGAAAUUCGCUGCUUGGCAUCGAAGACACGCAACCCCUGCUCAAUUCGCAACGACUUCGUGAGCUCGAGCGACUGCGCAGCCUCGUCGGCGAAAAAAUUGAAGAGGAGAAGUGA